AUGCUCGCUCUUCCUUCUCUGACAACAAGCCUAGCAACAAACAAUUCUUCCAAUGCAGCUGCAAGAACUUCCACUAGCCAAAGUCCUGUGCAAUUUACCCGACCUGCGCAACCAAGCCUUAGCACGUCCACUGCCCCAGUGACGAGUACUAAUCAGAGCGUUUUGAACGCCGUCUUCAAUUUGCCAUCGUUGUCUAACUUUCGAAAUUUAACGCAGAUUCGAAAUCAGACACAAGCCGUGUCGCAAAACAAAGGUCGUGCACAAUCAUCCACCAACUCUUCGUCUGACACCAGUUCUACUCCUUCAAGUCUCGACGCUACGUCCAAUCUCCUGUCGAAUAUCAGCCGUCUGAUCGCGAAAGACACUGAGCCCGAGAGAAGCUCCGCUGUCGAGCAGUCAGAGAUUCUUCCCGACUGCAUCCUUAAAUUUGAGUUUGAGAAGCCAGACGGGCCAGAGGCAGAUGAGCAGCGAAGCUACGAAAUAGCCUCGCGAAUGCUAUUCCUGUCUGCCAAAUGGAUUAAAAACUUUUCUAGCUAUCAUUCUAUAGAGGUCGACCAUCAAGUGACAUUUAUGCUGCACACAUGGAGCGAGCUUUUUCUCAUCGGAAUAGCUCAGUGUAUAUCCAAGGACGAGAUGAAAAGUAUUUCCGAUACCCUUAGAUUCCGACUAUUUGAAGACGAGCUUAUUCAAGAUCUUGACUUGAUCGAAAGAACCGUGCUGUAUAUCCAAGAUCUGGAACUAGGCCCUGUCGAAUAUGCGCUUUGUCGAUGCCUUCUUUUUCUCAACCCACUAGUCACGGGAACUCGUGAAGGCGCUGAUCAAAAGAUUGAAAAACUUUUAAAUGAUACGACAGCGAAAAUCUCUUCGUUGAUUUCAAACCAGCGCCAACAGAAGAUAUUUAUGCGAAUAAACUUGUGCAAACAAAUUCAUAAAAAGUCCAUUGAGAGAGAGCACACAGUCUUUUUUGAUAUGGCAAACGUUCACCAAAAUCACUACAACGAAAAAGCGAAGAGACAAAUAGAAGAAUUUCAGCGGGAAAGGGAGCAAGAAAGAGAGCGACUUCAAAGGGAGCAGGAACGACAUGAGCGUUUGCAACGAGAACUUGAAAUGGCGCGCAUUCGCAUGGAAUUCGCUCGAAUGGAGCUUGAAUCGCAUGAACGACAAUUUCGCCAGCUGACCGGAUCUGGAGGCAACUGGCGAGAAGAAAACCCAGAAAUCGCUCGACAAUGGGAGGAAUUUAUGGCACGAAACUAUCCAAACGGCCAAAUCAACAACGAUAACCAGUGA
Oikopleura dioica is the source of this 1287-nucleotide messenger RNA. NCBI's taxonomy places the organism in Eukaryota, Metazoa, Chordata, Appendicularia, Copelata, Oikopleuridae. The record is from the annotation of a GenBank genome assembly.